Molecule: messenger RNA, 8462 nt
Organism: Prosopis cineraria
Lineage: Eukaryota; Viridiplantae; Streptophyta; Magnoliopsida; Fabales; Fabaceae
Product: piezo-type mechanosensitive ion channel homolog
Exons: 21
Coding region: 389-7837 (2482 amino acids)
Source: RefSeq, a predicted model, not a curated record
AAAGUCGUCCGAUGCACGCUCCUGUUGCAUGAGCAAUUGGUAUUAACGGAAGACAGAAACAGGACGCCCACAUGCGAUAUUUCUCCAACGCUCCAAUGACGAUGACUUGCAGUUGGAGACUCAGAUUGUUCUAGAGCUGAUAGGGGUUACAUUUCCCUAUAAUUACGUGCACGACCACAUUUAGUAUUUUUUUUUUGGUGCCUUUGCGGCUAAGAAAGAGGUUAUCCACUUUUUGAUUUUGCGACUGCGAGUUGGUAGUUUCCGGCGAGUUUGCUUUACACCGGGAAAUACGCUUCUUCGCGUUUCGGGAGCAGAUUGAAUGUCCUUUUCUUUUCUUACCGUCUCAAUGGUGAAGGAUUUGAAGUGAUCGUGUGUUUUGUUGCCUCCAAUGGGAAAAUUUCUUGGUGGUUUUGUACUGCCUGUGCUGCUUCUAGCUGCUGCUUUAAUUAACUGGAGUUUGAUAUCUCUCGUUGAUUUGAUAGCUUUUCUUAUCAUUCAAUAUAAUGCACCAAAGAUUGGAUUUCAUUCCCGAAGGCAUUUGUUGCUAUUGUGGUCAAUAAUUAUCUUUUCUGUACUAGUCAUACUUUCUCAAGUGACUUAUCUGGUGAUAUGGGCUGUUGAGGGAAGCUCAUGGAGCGUACCUGGCGUUUGGUGGGAAAACCUGAUUGGACUUAUGAUAGUUCAAUCAUGGAGAUCCCCUUAUGUUAUUUAUUUCUUGGCUGUGCAACUCCUUGUAAUGUUUGUAGCUUUAGUUGAUAUACACAAAAACAGACUUUUUCUUGGGACAUGGCAAGAUUCAUCUUGUGGCCAGUUCUUAUCAAUUGUUGGACAAAUAGGUUCUCAUCUUCGGGUCACUUCAUGCUUGCUGUUACCUGCUAUUCAACUAGUUGUUGGAAUUAGCCAUCCUUCCUGGGCUUCAUUACCUUUUUUUAUUGGUAGCUGUGUUGGUCUUGUGGACUGGUCUUUAACAAGCAACUUUCUUGGACUUUUCAGGUGGUGGAGGACUCUUCAACUUUAUGCAGGUUUCAAUAUUUUCCUGCUUUACAUAUAUCAACUUCCUGUGGAACUUCCAAGUAUAGUUGAAAGAGUAGCUGAUUUGAUUGGUCUCUUUAAAAUAUCUGUAAAUUCUGAGUGGCUCAAGAUUUGUUCCAGCCUUUCUCUCGUUUGUUUUUAUAUGAUGCUGUGUUUCAUCAAAUCUGAUUUGGAGGAGAUGGAUUUCAUUAUGUCUGGGACAGACAGUAGCUUAACCGAGCAACUGCUUCCAUCUAACCACUCAUUUUUUAUUCGUGAAUCAAGAUCUGGCGUGAAGCACACAAACGUUUUACUCAGAGGAUCUGUUUUUCGGACAUUUAGCAUCAACUUUUUCACGUAUGGUUUCCCGGUUUCCUUGUUUGCUUUGUCCUUUUGGAGUUUUCAUUUUGCAAGCUUAUGUGCAUUUGGGCUACUUGCUUAUGUUGGCUACAUCAUCUAUGCCUUCCCUUCUUUGUUUCGUUUGCACCGGUUGAAUGGGCUGCUUCUUGUCUUCAUUCUCUUGUGGGCCGUUAGCACCUAUGUCUUUAAUGUUGCAUUUGCAUUCCUGAAUUGGAAACUUGGACGGGACAUGAAAAUAUGGGAGAUGGUCGGUUUGUGGCACUAUCCUAUUCCUGGACUUUUUCUGCUUGCACAGUUUUGUUUGGGAAUUUUGGUUGCCUUGGGUAAUCUUGUGAACAACUCUGUAUUCCUCUGCUUGUCAGACGAGGAUGGGAAUUCUUCAAAUGAAUGUUCCUCUGACAAUGUGGAGGGAGAGACUAAGGUGUUGAUUGUGGCCACAAUAGCAUGGGGUCUGCGCAAAAGCUCUCGAGCUAUCAUGCUGACAUUGAUCUUUCUCAUUGCCAUUAAGCCUGGUUUUAUCCAUGCUGUAUAUAUGAUAUUUUUCUUGAUAUAUCUUUUGAGUCACAACAUUAGCAGAAAGAUGAGGCAGGCUCUGGUUCUUCUAUGCGAAGUUCACUUUGCACUUCUAUACAUUCUUCAAAUUAAUUUGAUCUCUUCUGCUUUGGAGAAAAAAGGCUCUAUCAGUAUGGAAGUCCUAAUGCAGUUAGGUCUCCUUGAAGAAGAUAGUUCUUGGGAUUUCUUGGAAGUGACUUUACUCGCUUGCUUCUGUGCAAUUCAUAACCAUGGUUUUGAGAUGUUAUUUUCAUUUUCCGCAAUUGUACAGCAUGCCCCUAGCCCUCCUCUUGGAUUUAGUAUCUUAAAAGCUGGUCUAAACAAAUCUGUUCUGUUGUCUGUAUAUGCCUCCUCCUCUGUGAGAUACAGCCAUGACACUUUCUCUUAUGAGAGAAGAAUAGCAUCAUAUCUGAGUGCAAUUGGGCAGAAGUUCCUAUCUAUUUAUCGAUCUUGUGGAACCUACAUAGCUUUCCUGACAAUUCUUCUCACAGUAUACCUGGUGAGACCUAAUUGUAUAUCAUUUGGCUACAUAUUCCUUCUCCUUCUGUGGAUCAUUGGAAGACAACUUGUUGAGAGAACCAAAAGACGGCUGUGGUUUCCGUUAAAAGUUUAUGCAAUUUUGGUGUUUAUCUUUGUAUAUAGCUUGAGCAGUUUCUCAAGCCUUGAGAUGUGGUUGUCUAAGUUAAUUGAUCUCUACAUUUAUUUGGGUUAUGACUCAAAGGCAUCGCCUCUCAAAAAUAUUUGGGAGUCUCUGGCAGUCCUAAUUGUCAUGCAACUUUAUAGCUACGAGAGGAGGCAGAGCAGGAAUAAUAGACUGGAUGACUUUGAUCGACUAGAGUCAGGGAUUGUGGGGUUUGUCAGACGAUUUCUUAUCUGGCACAGUGAGAAGAUCUUGUUUAUUGCAUUGUUUUAUGCAUCUUUUUCUCCAAUUAGUGCAUUUGGAUUUUUAUAUCUGCUUGGCCUUGUCAUAUGCUCCACUUUCCCAAAAACUUCUAGGAUCCCAUCCAAGUCAUUUUUAGCAUACACGGGGUUUCUAGUUGCAGUUGAAUAUCUCUUCCAGAUGUGGGGCAAGCAGGUUGAAAUGUUUCCCGGGCAGAAGCACUAUGAUAUAUCUCUAUUUUUGGGUUUCCAUGUAUUCCAGCGAGGCUUUUGGGGUUUAGAAUCGGGAUUGAGAGGAAAAGUUCUGGUAAUUGCAGCUUGUACCCUUCAGUACAAUGUCUUUCAUUGGUUGGAGAGGAUGCGAAAUGCAGUUUUAAACAAAGAAAAGUUUGAAGAACCUUGUCCAUUGUUUGUUUCCAUAGAAGAUGCAUUCAAUAAUGUUGAUGCAUGCAAUGAGGGAAAUAAAUCAUUGUUCAAUUCACAUCCACCAUCUGCAAGACAAGAAGGGGUUUUGAACAAUUCUUCAGAAAUUUUGUCCUCUGGCUUUUCUCAAAUAGGUGAUACUGCACCUUCUAAACCAGGAGGUUCUGACAGUAUUGGUAGUAAAUAUUCAUUUGGGUUUAUCUGGGGUAGCACAAAGGAGAGUCACAAGUGGAACAAGAGGAUUGUUGCUUUGAGAAAGGAGCGAUUUGAAACACAGAAGAGUCUCUUAAAAAUAUAUCUGAAAUUUUGGAUGGAGAAUAUGUUUAAUUUGUUUGGUCUUGAGAUAAACAUGAUAGCAUUACUAUUAGCUAGCUUUGCUUUGUUGAAUGCAAUAUCAAUUUUGUAUAUUGCACUGCUUGCUGCUUGUGUUCUUUUGAGUCGGCAAAUUAUACGUAAAGUCUGGCCCAUAUUUGUUUUCUUGUUUGCUUCCAUUCUCAUCCUGGAAUAUUUUGUCAUCUGGAUGGAUGAAUUGAAUUCACAUGUCCCAAGUGAGAUUCAUUGCCAUGACUGCUGGAGAAGUUCAACUAAGUAUUUCCAUUACUGUAGAAAUUGUUGGCUCGGACUAAUUGUUGAUGACCCCCGGAUCUUUGUAAGCUAUUUUGUGGUCUUCAUGCUGGCUUGUUUUAAACUCCGUGCUGAUCGCCAGCCUGGUUUGUCAGGGUCUUCAACUUAUCAUCAGAUUAUGUCCCAACGUAAGAACACAUUUGUUUGGAGAGAUCUCUCUUUUGACACUAAAAGCAUGUGGACAUUUCUUGACUAUUUGAGGCUUUACUGCUAUUGCCAUCUGCUGGAUCUUGUGCUAAUACUAAUAUUGAUUACUGGAACACUUGAAUAUGACAUUCUACAUCUUGGUUAUCUUGCCUUUGCUCUGGUAUUCUUUCGCAUGAGACUUGAAAUACUGAAGAAGAAGAAUAAAAUAUUCAAGUUCUUGCGCAUAUAUAAUUUUGUUCUAAUUGUUCUCUCUCUUGCUUACCAGUCUCCUUUUGUUGGGGGAUUUAGUGCUGGGAAAUGUGCUACUGUGGAUUACAUUUUUGAGAUCAUUGGAUUUUACAAAUACGACUAUGGUUUUCGGAUUACAGCAAGAUCUGCAUUAGUUGAGAUUAUCAUUUUUGUGUUGGUAUCACUUCAGUCGUAUAUGUUUUCUUCUCAAGAGUUUGAUUAUGUGUCUCGCUACCUGGAAGCAGAGCAAAUUGGUGCUAUUGUACAUGAGCAAGAGAAAAAAGCUGCUUGGAAAACUGAACAGUUACAACAAAUUCGUGAAGCUCAGGAGAAAAAACGUCAGCGUAACAUGCAGGUGGAAAAGAUGAAAUCUGAAAUGCUCAACCUCCAAUUACAACUCCACAGCAUGAACUCAUCCACUAAUUGUGGUGAUGGAUUUUCUCACAGCAAUGAAGGUCUAAGAAGGAGGAGAAACACUUCUCUUGCUUCAAAUAAUGACAUUGGAACCCCUGAUAAAGAAGAGCAUAUUGUUGGGAAACUAGAUCAUAGUGCAAGGGAGGAUUCCGUUUUUCCAAUUGAACUGCACAAAUCACCUGCUAACAUGGAUAUGGAAACUCCAUUUGCAGAAGAAUAUAUGAAGUAUUUGGUGGAUUCUUCUAGGUGUGAGAUUACUGAAAUAGAUGAUGAUACUUCUAGAGAGUUAGAAUUAAAGGCAAAAAUUAAAGGGCAAGCAAAAGAAAACCCAUUAAAAUCUGCUGUACAGUUGAUAGGUGAUGGUGUUUCCCAGGUACAGUCCAUUGGAAAUCAGGCAGUCAAUAACCUGGUGAGCUUUUUGAACAUUGCACAAGAAGAAUCUGAUGUGAAUGAGCAGACAUUUAUGGAGGAUGGGAUAUAUGAUGAUAUGGAGAGUCGAGAGACCCAGCAUGGGUAUUUGGAACGUUCCUCAUCUCUUCAGUCUGAUAAGAGUUCUGAUGCUGCGAGUCUGCAGUUAGGAAGGAUCUUCCGUCAUAUAUGGUCUCAGAUGCGUUCCAAUAAUGAUAUUGUGUGUUACUGUUGCUUUGUUCUUGUUUUCUUAUGGAACUUCAGCCUGCUUUCAAUGGUUUAUCUUGCAGCUCUCUUCUUGUAUGCUUUGUGCGUAAAUACAGGCCCGAGUUACAUUUUCUGGAUUAUCAUGCUCAUUUAUACUGAGGUUUAUAUUUUACUUCAGUAUCUGUACCAAAUCAUCAUCCAGCAUUGUGGGUUGAGUAUUAAUUCUCACUUAUUACGUGAAUUAGGUUUCCCCACAGACAAAAUUACGUCAUCCUUUGUUGUCAGUUCAUUUCCUCUAUUUCUUGUGUACUUGUUUACCCUCAUUCAGAGCUCCAUAACUGUAAAAGAUGGUGAAUGGAUGACUUGUACAGACUUAAAGUUUUUUAAUAGAAAUGAUCUCUAUGCUAGAGAUGUCUCCACUAGUUACAACUGGAAUGAUAGAGCUUGGAAUCUGAUAAAUCAGUUAACCAAUAUGGUGAAACUGAUAAUCAGAAGCUUCUUUAGGUACUGGAAAUCACUGACGCAAGGAGCAGAAUCUCCUCCUUAUUUUGUCCAGGUGUCUAUGGAUGUCAAUUUCUGGCCUGAAGAUGGGAUUCAGCCAGAGAGGAUUGAGUCUGGAAUUAAUCAGUUGCUCAGAAAUGUUCACAACGAUAGGUGCAAGGAAAAGAACCCCAGUCUCUGCCCUUUUGCUAGUAGGGUUCAUGUUCAAAGAAUCGAAAGAAGCCUAGAAAAUCCCAAUGUCGCACUGGUUGUUUUUGAGGUAGUUUAUGCCUCUCCUGUAAUGGGGUGCUUUUCAGCAGAAUGGCACAAGUCUUUAACUCCUGCAGCUGAUGUAGCCAAGGAAAUUCUUGAAGCGCAGCAAGGAGGUUUUGUGGAAGAAUGGGGAUUUCCUUACCAUAUACUGUCAGUAAUUGGUGGAGGCAAAAGAGAACUUGAUCUGUAUGCCUACAUAUUUUGUGCAGAUUUGAUUGUAUUCUUUCUUGUUGCCAUGUUCUAUCAGUCUGUCAUUAAAAAUAAAAGUGAAUUCCUUGAUGUAUAUCAGCUUGAAGAUCAGUUUCCAAAAGAGUUUGUCUUUAUUUUAAUGGUUAUCUUCUUCCUGAUUGUGCUUGAUCGUAUAAUAUAUCUCUGUUCGUUUGCCACAGGGAAAGUGAUUUUCUAUAUUUUCAACCUCAUUCUCUUCACAUAUUCAGUUACAGAGUAUGCCUGGCAAUUGGAGCUUUUUCAACAACAUGCUGCUGGGCUAGCUCUCCGUGGCAUAUAUUGUGCAAAAGCAGUUUCUCUUGCACUACAGGCUGUACAAAUUCGCCAUGGCAUCCCUCACAAGAGCACUUUGUAUCGGCAGUUUCUGACCAGUGAAGUUUCACGAAUCAAUUAUUUAGGAUAUAGACUUUAUCGUGCUCUACCUUUUCUAUAUGAACUACGAUGUGUGCUUGACUGGUCAUGCACAACCACAUCAUUGACCAUGUACGACUGGCUAAAGCUGGAGGACAUAAAUGCAAGUCUGUACCUUGUAAAAUGUGAUGCACUUUUGAAUAGAGCUACACACAAACAAGGAGAGAGACAGACAAAAAUGACCAAAUGCUGCAAUGGGAUAUGCCUGUUCUUCAUAUUAAUCUGUGUUAUAUGGGCUCCUAUGCUGAUGUACAGCAGCGGUAACCCAACAAACAUUGCAAACCCCAUCAAAGAUGCCAGUUUUCAGGUUGAUAUCAAGACAGUAAGUGGAAGGUUGAAUUUGUACCAAACUACCCUGUGUGAGAAAAUCCGUUGGGAUAAUCUUGGGUCUGAUGCCAAUCUUGAUCCCUAUGGCUACUUAAAUACAUAUAAUGAGAAUGAUAUCCAAUUGAUAUGCUGCCAAGCUGAUGCUAGUACACUGUGGCUUGUCCCAGCCGUCAUUCGGACCAGAUUGAUCCAUUCACUUGAUUGGCAUAGACCAUCUAGUGAGAUGGAAAUAUAUUUUACCUGGUUACUUUGGAGGGACAGGCCGAAAGGGAAGGAACUAGUUAAAUUUGAAAAGCCAGUUGAUUCACAGAAUCUUCCAAGAGAGUCAGAUGUUCAAAAGGUUCUUAACGGCUCUAUGAACAGCUUUAGGAUAUAUGGCGUUUAUCCAAGGUUCUUUCGAGUCACUGGUUCUGGUGAUGUUCGACCACUGGAAGUAGAGGAUAAUUCUGUGAGUGCUGAUCUCAUGAUAAAUCAUGAGCAAUAUGAGUGGUGGUCCUUUCAUGAUAUAAAUUCAUCUGAUUCAAGUGGAUGCGGAGGUUUGACAGGACCCAUGGCAAUUAUAAUAUCUGAGGAAACACCACCACAGGGUAUUCUUGGUGACACUCUAAGCAAAUUUAGCAUAUGGGGGCUCUACAUAACCUUUGUUCUUGCUGUUGGCCGUUUUAUCAGACUUCAGUGCUCUGACUUAAGGAUGAGAAUUCCCUUCGAGAACCUGCCUUCAUGUGACAGGUUGAUAGCCAUCUGCGAGGAUAUAUAUGCAGCCAGGGCCGAGGGUGAGCUUGGAGUUGAAGAGGUACUAUACUGGACGCUGGUGAAGAUAUAUAGGUCCCCUCACAUGCUACUUGAGUACACCAAGCCAGACUAAAACCCUCGAUAUGCUACCUUUCGGUUGCUAACGACUAAAAAAGGCUUAAAGCACUAGUAUGUCUUGACUUCCCUGCAUAUGGAUGUGCACCAUAUAAGUUCGUAUGGAGACUGAAGCAAAUACAAAGCAGCAGUGCCUGUCCAGAACUCAGAGCAGAGUUGUUAUUGCUUUGGAGAUUUUCUUGACAAUAUAAUGAUCCUUGCCUCGAGGAAUCUUUCCAUGUUGAAGGCAUUUGGGCUCUGAUGCUACAGCCUAACCGGCCAUAUUCUUGCCAGUUGGGACUUCAGCGUCAUUGAAAGGCAAGAUCUACAUUGGCAAAUUGGUGGAGAUAUCAUGACCGUAUUUAUGAUUAUGAUUCUAAAUGAUUGCUUGUAAAUAGUGUAAAGUGUAGGCAAUUGGAUCUUGUUGUAGCGAGGUAUUAUUUUUAACCGCUUCGCUCCAUUCUCCAGCCACUCCCCCCCUCUCUCUCACUUCCUCAAAUGAUUAAACCUGCCUCCCAGUUCUUGCAAUGCAUGUGGGAAACAUGUUCAUGGGUUCCGCUUCCUGGGAAUGGGGGAUGGAUUACCUUCCACGUCCUCAUUCCUUUCUGAUUAUUAAUUGACAAAUAACGAGAAAUAUUUGUAUU